AUGCUCACAAGGCUGACAGGCCCGGAGGUGGACGAGGGCUUCCUGAAGAUCGUACAGGACUGGCGUUUGUUGUUGAAUUGUACCUCCCUUUCCGCAGGUCCCACUUGUUCCACAUUACUGAAAGUCUAUCUUCUCCCCGCAAACCUGAGCGCUCAGCCUUGCCUCAGGAUGGAAGAAGACAGUUCCCCCUCCAUCUCCAACUACCGGCUGCAGUGGUAUCUCAAGGAACUGAACAAGGAAGAAUUCAAGAAGUUUAAAGAAAUAUUAAAGGAAAAAUACUCGAGCUUGACAAUGUACACUAUCCCGCGGGCCUUGGUGGACAGCGCCGACGUGCCGCACCUGGCCUCCCUCUUGUGUGAAUAUUACAUAGGCCCCUUCGCCUGCGCUGUAGCCAUCUGCAUCUUUGAAGACAUGAAGAUGCAUAUGCUGUCCAAUAAAGCAAGGGAAGAGAUAAAAAGUGACCCAUGGAACUACAAGGCCCACGUGAUCACCAAAUUUGCCACCCAUGUGAAUGUACGUCCUGGUUUUGAGAGCUCCGAAAUGCAGGCGUUGGUUGCUGCCUUCAGUCCUGACGAGAGUGGCUUCCAGCCUCACACCGUGGUUCUGCACGGGAAGCCAGGCAUUGGGAAAUCGGCUCUGGCCAGGAAUAUCAUGCUGGGCUGGGCACAGGGAGAGCUCUACCAUGGCAUGUUCACCUAUGUCUUCUUCCUCUAUGCUGGAAACAUGAAGUGGAUGGAGAAGAGCAAUUUUGCAAAGCUGAUUGCCAGGGAGUGGCCAAACCCCCAGGGCCCGGUGGCAGAGAUCAUGUCCCAACCAGAAAGGCUGCUGUUUAUUGUUGAUGGUUUUGAUGAUGUGGACUCUGUCCUCCAAGACGAUGACAUGAGAUUCUGUGAAAACUGGGAGGAGGAGCAUCCUGUAUCCGUCCUGAUGUUUAGUCUGCUCAAAAAGGUCCUCCUCCCUCAGUGCUUCCUCAUGAUCACCGCCCGGGACACGGGCGUAGAGCGGCUCAAGUCAAUGGUCGUGUCUCCCCGUUACUUGUUGCUUGGAGGCAUCAUGAUGGGGAACAGGAUUCAGCGGCUCCUUGGACACAUCACCAGUGACCAUCAAAGGAUGCAAACCCUCCAUUCCCUGAUGAGCAACCAUCAAGUGUUUGCCCAGUGCCAGGUCCCCGCGGUGUGCUCGCUGGUCCGCGAAGCUCUGCGGUUGCAAGAAGGGCUGGGAAGCCAAGGCACCCCCGCCUGUCUCACGCUCACGAGCCUCUACAGCACUUUCAUGGUCCAUCAGCUCACCCCGCGAGAUGCCUUCCACACCUGUCUCAGUCGGGAAGAGCGAGCCACUCUGAUGGGCCUCUGUAGAAUGUCUGCAGAGGGAGUAUGGAAUAUGAGGUCGACGUUCCACAGUGAUGACCUCAAGGCCCAUGGGCUAAAAGAGUCGGAGCUCUCAGCUCUGUUUCAGAUGAACAUCUUUCUCCCAGACAGCCAUGGCGAGCAGCGUUACACCUUCUUCCACCUCAGCCUCCAGGAUUUUUGCGCCGCUUUGUAUUACGUUUUGGAAGGGAUGGAAAAAUGCAGUGGCUACUUGCUAUUAAUGAAAAACAUGCGGAGCAUAACGGAGCUUAAGCAAGCAGGUUUCAAUGCCCACCUCCUCGGGAUGAAGCGCUUCUUGUUCGGCCUCAUGAACAAACAUGUCAUAAGGGCCCUGGAGGUUCUCCUCGGCUGUUCUGUGCCCCUCACUGUGAGACAGAAACUUCUGGACUGGGUCACUCUGUUGGGUCAUCAGGUCAACACUACCACCCCGGUGGAUAUCUUAGAAUCCUUCUACUAUCUCUUUGAGACUCAGGAUGAAGAGUUCGUUCGCUCGGCACUGAACAGCUUCCGGGAAGUGAGGCUUCCAGUGAAGCAGAGGAUGGACCUGACCGUAGCUUCCUUCUGUCUCCAGCACUGUCGGAAUUUGCAGAAGGUCCGGCUGGAUGUCAAGGACAUCUUCUCAGUGGACAAGCUAACUGAGAUGUACCCCUUUGCCCCACAAUGGAACAAGCAGAAGGUCCUUGUUAGUGAGUGUUGGGGAAACUUCUGCUCGGUGCUCGGCUCUCACCCGAAGAUGGAGCAGCUCGACCUGGGCAACAGCGUCCUGAAUGAGUGGGCCAUGAGGAUCCUGUGCUGCAAGCUGAGGCACCCAGACUGUAAAAUAAAGAGUCUGAUAUUAAACAAUGCAGACAUAGCUGCUGGUCUCCAGCACCUCUGGAUAACUCUUGUCCACAACCCUAACUUAAGAUACCUCAACCUGGGAGGCACUCGCCUAAGGGACAAGGACUUCAAGUUAGUUUGCAAGGCGUUGAGACAUCCAAACUGUUUUCUGCGGAGUCUGAGGCUGGAUUUCUGUGAGUUAAGCAACACGUGUUAUCUGAGGAUCGCCAAGGUUAUUUGUUUAUCAAACAGACUAAAAUCCCUCAGCCUAGCAAGAAACCAAAUGACAGAAGGUGGCAUGAGGUUCCUCUGCAACGCGCUGAAGAACUUAGAGAAGUUGAUACUGGACGGUUGUGACCUCAAACCUUUCUGCUGCCACAUGCUGUCCUCCGCCCUCAUCCACGGCUCCAGCCUGACGCACCUGAGCCUGUCCAACAACGACCUGAGCACGGAAACCCUGAGGCAGAUGUGUGAGUCCUUGAAAUUCCCAGGAUGUAUUCUCCAGCGGCUAAUACUGAAUCAGUGCAACAUCAUGACAGAGGCCUGUGACUUCCUCUCACCAAUGCUGAAGAAAAGCACAUGUCUAACGCACCUGAGCCUAACCAUGAACCCCUUGGAGGACCGUGGGGUGAUGCUUCUGUGUGAGGCCAUAAGGGAGCCAUCUUGUCAACUCCGAGACCUGGAGUUGGUGAGUUGCCAGCUCACUGGGGAGUGCUGCAAAGACUUGGCCCAUGUGAUCACAAGCAGCAAACACUUGAAGAGCUUGGAUCUUGGUGGCAAUGCCCUGGGGGACAAUGGAAUCUCAGCACUGUGUGAGGGACUGAAGCAGAAGGACAGCUCCCUGAGGAGACUCGGGUUGGAGGCAUGUGAGUUGACUUCAGAGUGCUGUGAGGUGCUGUCAUUGACCCUGUCCUGCAACCGGCACCUGUCCAGUCUCAACCUGGUGAGGAAUGACUUCGGUACAUCGGGAAUGAUGAAGCUGUGCUCGGCCUUCCUACACCCCACGUGUAACCUGUGGAUACUUGGCCUGUGGAAGCAGCAGUACCUUGCACCAGUGAGGAAGAAGCUGGAGGAAGUACAGCUUCUCAAACCCCACAUGGUGAUCAGUGGUGACUGGUACUCCUUCGAUGAAGAUGACCGGUACUGGUGGAAAACCUGA
Molecule: messenger RNA, 3345 nt
Organism: Jaculus jaculus (lesser Egyptian jerboa)
Lineage: Eukaryota; Metazoa; Chordata; Mammalia; Rodentia; Dipodidae
Gene: Nlrp5
Product: NLR family pyrin domain containing 5
Biological process (GO): regulation of inflammatory response
Cellular component (GO): nucleus; cytosol; cell cortex
Molecular function (GO): protein binding
Source: RefSeq, a predicted model, not a curated record